AACUUGUCACCGAUAUUUGCACUCCCCAGUUCCGGACAAUAGCAUUUGCGUAUGAUUUGUGAAUGAACUUCCCGUUUUCUACAGCGUGGACCGGCAUGGAGGUAUGGAAACCAUUGAACAGUGGUACUAUCUUGAUAACCUUCAUACCUGAUCACCUUCGUUACUCUCGUCUUCGUCCAUCGGGACAACUUCUCAGCUCGGGAAGAUCACUCAUCGUUAGAUCACUUUAGAACAAAAAUUAAAUCCCAGUUUGGUUUAAAGAAACAGCCGUUUGUUUGUAAAAAUAAAAUUUUAUCCCGGGGACUCUGUUGUGGUUCGAUCGACAAGUUGAAAACCGGAACCUGGGUCAAGCUAAACAACGGCAUCACUUCCUGCUCCACACCGUGCUACCAGACAGCUGCUGCUGAAGGAGUACAUGGGGGGGCCUUUUUGGUCGAAUUUGGAAGCAGCAUGAAACCAAACAAAACUCCCGCACACACACGCUGUCUGGACAGUAAGGGCUCCAACGGUUAAAGGCUAGAAGAACAUGGCUGAUUGUUUAGAUUAUGAUGUCGCGUAAAAAUAGAUCUCAUCUUGAAAUGGUUUAACGUUUUUGUUUUUCGACUUACGUUUCCAAAGUGUUUCUUUCCACCCUUUGCUGUGUCAGGGAAUGGACCAACAUUUACAUUACAAUACGGUCGGGAUACGGGCGUGAACAACACGAUCGCGAUCGGUCGGUACAAUGUCACGAUGGACACUGGUAUAAAGCGUUUGGGAUGCUUGGAGUCUGGCCUCAGUCACGUGGUUCCCGUUGGACUCGGUUGGUGUUUGGAUAGCUGUUUGAGAAAGGUCAGUUUCUUGGACGAUCUUGUUUCGGUUGCCCGUUUGUGAAGGUAUGUGGAACGGUGUACUGAUCGCGUUCGCAGUACUCUCGGCACUGUACUGUUAUUGGGAUGCUCGAAAGCCCAAGAAAUUUCCACCUGGUCCAACUUGGCUCCCAUUCAUCGGGAGUGGUUUGGUGGUGUUAAAGUUGGCCCGUUCUCUCCACUACUUUCAUCUGAUGUGGUUAGCACUCUGCCAGCAGUAUGGUCAAAUUGUGGGUGUUCGUUUUGGCCAGGAUCGUAUCAUUGUCGUAUCGGGACGGGAAGCAAUUCGUGCCAUGUACGCGAAGGAACAGUUCGAUGGUCGUCCAGAUGGUUACUUCUUUCGGAUGCGUUCGUUUGGCCAGCGUCUUGGAGUCGCUCUGACCGAUGGACCAAAUUGGGAGGUACAGCGUAAGUUUGCCGUUCGCACAAUGAAACAGCUCGGUAUGGGACGGAACGAGUUUGUGCGUGUGAUUGAGCGAGAGGUGCAGGAAUUGGUUGAGAACUUCCGUAAACGGGCAGCCGCGGGAGAAACAUUCCCGAUGAGCGGUUCAAUGGAUGUGGCGUUGCUAAAUGUACUGUGGGUGCUUCUGGCUGGUCAGCGAUACGAGCUGGAGAACGAACGAUUGGGCUGGUUAGCCGAAACCAUUCAUCAAACGUUUCACGUAAUCGACGUGUCGGGCGGAACAUUGAACCGGUUCCCUUGGUUGCGCUUUGUCUGUCCGGAAAGCUCCGGAUACGGUCCGAUGCUACGAUUACUAAAGCCUCUUUGGGGUUUUCUAGAGGAAACGAUUGAAGCGAUCAGGAAGAAUCCUCACUGUCCCAGCCGGCGCGACAGUCUCAUCUCGGCCUUUCUGGUGGAGAUGUCCCGGGCGGAACAUCACAACUCGUUCACCGAUUCGCAGCUCGUCAGUUUGUGUCUGGAUCUGUUUCAGGCCAGCAUUGAAACGAUUAGCAGCGUGCUCGGAUUCGCCUUCCAGUACAUGCUGCACUAUCCGGAUGUGAUGCAUAAGGUGCAGCGGGAACUGGACGCGAUCGUUGGGCCGGACAGAUUACCAACGGCCAAUGAUAGACCUCAGCUGCCGUACACCGAAGCGGUCAUCCUGGAGGUGGAACGUAUAGCGACCGUCGUACCGGGUGGGCUUGUACAUCGAGCUAUGGAAGAUGUGGAGCUGUGUGGAUACCACAUACCGAAGGAUGCCAUCGUGCUACCGUUGCUGUACUCGCUACAGAUGGAUCCGAAAUAUUGGGUCGAUCCGGACGUUUUCCGACCGGAGCGAUUUCUAAACGAAGAAGGCGAUCGUGUUGUACAGCACGAUCUUUUCAUACCUUUUGGUGCGGGUCGACGCCGCUGUCUUGGGGAGGCACUAGCCAAACCGGCGGUGUUUCUAUUCUUUAGUGCGAUUCUGCAUCGGUUUACGAUCGAAUGUGCAGACAAGGAAUUACCAUCGUUAAGUGGAGUUGAUGGUAUAACUUUGUCACCACAACCGUACAGCCUGAGAAUGCUGGAACGGCUGUGUAGGUAGUUGAUGGUAGUUGCAUAAACUUUCAGUAUUUAAAACAAAAAAGCGAAUUUGAUAUUUAUAUUAUGACAACGAAGAAUUGAUUUUUGUCCUUUUUAAAACCCCAUGCCUAUUACAUCCUCAUUUUUGCGUAAUUUACAAAUCGUUAAGAAUGUUUCCCGCGAAAAGGG
Anopheles funestus (African malaria mosquito) is the source of this 2535-nucleotide messenger RNA. RefSeq names its product methyl farnesoate epoxidase-like. Gene Ontology annotation, biological process: xenobiotic metabolic process. NCBI's taxonomy places the organism in Eukaryota, Metazoa, Arthropoda, Insecta, Diptera, Culicidae. Gene Ontology annotation, molecular function: iron ion binding; heme binding; oxidoreductase activity, acting on paired donors, with incorporation or reduction of molecular oxygen, reduced flavin or flavoprotein as one donor, and incorporation of one atom of oxygen. Gene Ontology annotation, cellular component: intracellular membrane-bounded organelle; cytoplasm. The transcript is spliced from 3 exons. The record is from RefSeq and is a predicted model, not a curated record. The coding region runs from base 875 to 2368 and encodes 497 amino acids.